Molecule: messenger RNA, 3237 nt
Organism: Colletotrichum orchidophilum
Lineage: Eukaryota; Fungi; Ascomycota; Sordariomycetes; Glomerellales; Glomerellaceae
Exons: 2
Coding region: 1-3237 (1078 amino acids)
Biological process (GO): ribosome-associated ubiquitin-dependent protein catabolic process; rescue of stalled cytosolic ribosome
Cellular component (GO): RQC complex
Molecular function (GO): ribosomal large subunit binding; tRNA binding
Source: RefSeq, a predicted model, not a curated record
AUGAAGCAGCGUUUCUCCUCCAUCGACGUCAAAGUCAUCGCCCACGAGCUCCAAGAGAGCCUCACCACCUUGCGACUGGCCAACGUCUACGAUCUCUCCUCCAAGAUCCUGCUCUUCAAGUUCGCGAAGCCCGACAACAAGAAGCAGCUCAUUAUCGACGCUGGCUUCCGAUGCCACCUCACAGACUUUACGCGCACGACCGCCGCGGCGCCCUCGGCCUUUGUCGCGCGGCUGCGCAAGUUCCUCAAGACCCGGCGGUUGACGUCUGUCAAGCAGGUUGGAACGGACAGAAUUCUGGAGUUCCAGUUUAGCGAUGGCCAGUAUCGUCUCUUUCUUGAGUUCUUUGCUAGCGGAAACGUCAUCUUGACCGACGCCGACCUUAAGAUUCUCACACUCUUGCGAAAUGUUCCUGAAGGGGAAGGCCAGGAACCUCAGCGGAUCGGGUUGAACUACUCACUAGACAGCCGACAGAACUUCAACGGCGUUCCACCUCUUACGAAAGACAGAGUACGUGCGGCACUGGAGUUGUCAGUCAAGAAGGGCGCAACAGCCGUCUCAGCAGGAAAGAAAACGAAGACGAAGCCAGGAGAUGAGCUGAGGAGGUGCUUGGCAACAACGAUUACUGAACUGCCGCCUAUCCUCGUCGACCACUCAUUCCAGAUUACCAAAUUUGAUGGCAACAAGAAACCCGCCGAGAUCCUCGAGGAUGAGUCUCUACUGGAUGCGCUCUUGAAGGCUUUGACCGAAGCCCGAAGCAUUGUCGAGGUUGCUACCAGCUCUGCCACGGCCAAGGGCUACAUUUUCGCCAAGUACCGAUCGAAGCCGGAGACCGCGCCGGCAGCGGAAGGGGAGGAGACGAGGCGAUCAGAUCUUCUCUACGACGACUUCCACCCCUUCUUGCCUAACAAGUUUGCAAACGACCCUACGGUCAAGGUCAUUGAGUUCGACGGCUACAACAAAACCGUGGACGAGUUCUUCUCGUCUUUGGAGGGCCAGAAGCUCGAGUCAAGACUGACUGAACGAGAGGCCGCGGCAAGGAGGAAGCUUGAUGCCGCGAGAAAUGACCAGGAGAAGCGCAUCGAAGGCCUCCGGGAGGCCAAGUCCCUCAAUGUUCAGAAGGCCACAGCAAUCGAGGCAAACGUCGAGCGCGUGCAGGAGGCGAUGGAUGCGGUGAAUGGCCUGCUUCAGCAGGGCAUGGAUUGGGUCGACAUCAGCAAGCUCAUUGAGCGCGAACAGAAGCGCCGUAAUCCUGUGGCUGAAAUCAUCAAAUUGCCGCUGAACCUUGCGGAUAACACGAUUACCUUGUUGCUGGGAGAGGAGGAAGAAAUCGAAGACGACGAAUCCAACUACGAGACCGACUCUGAUGCCUCCGACAGCGACGACGAGGAUACCAGCAACAAGCAAAAAACUGCGAAACGCCUGGAGAUUGACGUCAACAUCACUCUGUCCCCCUGGGCGAACUCCAGAGGAUACCAUGAGCAGAAGCGGAGCGCUGCCAAAAAGGAGGAAAAGACGGUCCUGCAGUCUCAGAUUGCGUUGAAGAACGCCGAACAGAAGAUCCAAGCAGAAUUGAAGAAGGGCCUCAAGACGGAGAAGGCUGUCCUUCAGCCUAUACGGAAGCAGAUUUGGUUUGAGAAAUUCACCUGGUUUGUAUCAUCUGAUGGGUACCUGGUGCUGGGAGGCAAAGAUGCGCAGCAGAACGAGAUGUUGUACAAGCGCUACCUCCGCAAGGGCGACGUUUACGUCCACGCGGAUAUGCACGGCGCCGCGACCGUCAUCAUCAAGAACAGCCCCAGCGAUCCCGGAGCGCCCAUCCCUCCUUCGACACUGGCGCAAGCAGGAACACUGGCUGUGUGUAGCUCGAGUGCGUGGGACUCAAAGGCAGGUAUGGGUGCAUGGUGGGUGAAUGCCGACCAGGUGUCCAAGUCCGCUCCCACAGGAGAGUACCUCCCCACGGGAAGCUUCAUGGUUCGUGGUCAGAAGAACUUCCUUCCCCCGGCACAGCUUCUGCUCGGUCUCGGCAUCAUGUUCAAGAUUAGCGAAGAGAGCAAGGCCAGACAUGUGAAGCACAGGCUGUACGACAGCACUGAUAUCCAGGCUCCGGCAUCCGACAACGCGGCACAAGAGUCUGCGACUGACACGGCUCAAGCCAAUGAUGACAUCCCGGAUGACGCCUCUGAUAUCGGCUCCGACGACGAUCAGGAGGAUGAGAAGCCGCGUGACAACCCUCUGCAGAAUCUUGGACAGAGUGGACAGGAUGACUCGGAGGAGCAGCUUGCAUCCGGAGAGUCCCCUGCCGAGGAAUUGUCAAAUCUGAAGAUUGACGAGGACAAGCCCGCGGAACACUCCGCGAACGAGGAAGCCAGGUCACCAGAAGAACAGGAGGAGGAGGAGGAGGAGGGAGAGGGAGAGGGAGAAGAACAGGAUGACGACGACGAUGAAGAAGAGAGUGACAAAGCAGCCACAGGACAAACAUCAACCCCCGCAGAGCCGGCCGGUGCGCCAGGCUCACAGACCAGCACCGCCACGACCGCGAAGCAGCAACCAGCCAAGCGAGGCCGACGCAACAAAGCCAAGAAAAUCGCGGCCAAGUACAAGGAUCAAGAUGAAGAGGACAGGGAGGCAGCCGAGGCCAUCUACGGCUCCGCUCGCGGUAAGCAAAGAGCCGAAGCCGAAGCGCAGAGCAAGGCCGAGCGAGAAGCGCAGCUGGCGUAUCAGAAGGAGCGUCGCCGAGCGCAGCACGAGAAGCAGCAAAAGGAGACUGCCGAGCACGAGGAGAUCCGCCGCCUGAUGAACGAGGAGGGCGUCGAGGUCCUGGACUCGGAGGAGCUGAGCAAGAUGACCAUGCUCGACUACCUCGUCGGGUGGCCGCUCCCCGGCGACGAGAUCCUGGAGGCGAUCCCCGUGUGCGCGCCGUGGAACGCCAUGGGCAAGUUCAAGUACAAGGCCAAGCUGCAGCCCGGCGCGGUGAAGAAGGGCAAGGCGGUGAAGGAGGUGUUUGAGAGGUGGAAGAGCGCUUCGUCCAAGAAGGGCGUGCUCGACGAGCGGUCGCAGGAUAAGGAGAAGAUGUGGCCGAGGGAGGUGGAGCUUAUGAAGGCGCUCAAGGCUGAGGAGUCUAUCAAUGUCGUGCCGGUUGGCAAGGUGCGGGUUAUGAUGUCUGGUGGCAGCGAUGGCGCGGGCGCAAAGGGGCAGCAGGGUAAGGGGGGACGUGGCGGUAGGGGGUCCAAGAAGAAGUAG